AAGUCCAAAUGCCCAGGUUCUUGUUCAAAGUUCGAGUUCUAAGGAGGUUAAACACUAGGAUUCAACAAUCGAAAGUUCAAGAUAGGACCCGAAUCAUAUUGAUUCCCUAGGUUCUGAUGUGCUCAUGGAUUGCAGAAUUUUGAACUUCCAUUCACAAUGACUUGAAUGGAGUUUUGGUCUGGUUGUCCUCUGUAACCCUUGUGAGGGCGCAUAUGGUACUAGCUGAGACAUAACGCAGUUGGGUGAAAAUGAGAUCUGUAGAGGAUAAGGGGUGCUAUAACCAUGCAGGCCCAACGCAGGAGAUUUCAACAAGUUGUGCCAAAAGUUUUGAUUUUCACAAAGGGAAUGUAGCUAUGCGCAAUCAUAGGACUACCCUGGGCAAACCAACACCAUCAAAAUGGGACGAUGCGCAAAAAUGGUUGGUGGGGUUGUCAAGAGUGGGAGAGAAAAACCAAUCAUCGAAAGCCAAGCCACGAAAUUCUAAUGUCGAUGACUUGAGACUAAUAGCUCCCGUUCCACAAAAGGAGCAUGAUUAUUCAAGUGGUGAGGAUGAAGGUGAAGAAAAAAAAGAUGGAUAUGUUGUUUCCGGAAUGACGGCUCAACUUGAAGUUGAAACAAAGAAGGUACAUGAGUCAGCUUGGCGUAUCAAUAAGCCUUUAGAGUAUUCAACCCCAGUUGUGCGAUCGAUCUGUGUGAGGGAUAUGGGGACCGAGAUGACCCCAGUUGCAAGCCAAAAGCCUUCAAGAAUUGCCACCCCCAUCAGAGCUACAACUUUUGCAGCAAGGAGUCCAAUAGCUUCGGGAUCCUCCACCCCAAUUAGGUGUCAAAAUGGAAAGCAGGUUGCUGAGGGCUAUCACACUGGUCUAACAUCCACUGAUAGAUGAGGAGAAGCCAUUACUAUUAGCAGGGGAAAUGACACAAGCAGAGAGUUUGGGGGAGACUCAAAUGCUUGCAACAUACCUGAGAACAAGAAUUCAGAUCUAGCUAGAACGCUGAAUUCUCUAGAAAGCAGAGUAGUGGCUUGGGAUGAAGCAGAACGUGCCAAAUACAUGGCAAGGUUACCAAAUAAUUCUAUUUUCUUAUGCUAGUGUAGUCAUUCAUGCAAUAUAUUAAGUAUGUUCUACUCUAUCUCAAGGUUGAAGAGGUAAGUUUAUUCACACUUAAUAAACUGUCAUAGGCCACCAGAGGCCUAAGAAAGUUCAUUUGUCAAGUAUGAUUUGUUUGUCUGUUGGGAAUUCGUAGGUAUAAGCAUGAAGAGGUGAAGAUACAAGAAUGUGAAAAUCAUGAGAAGAAGAAAGUUGAGAUAGAAAUGAGGAAAAUGGAGGUACUCCUUUAUAGAUUCAUAAUUUCAUACUCAAGAACAUAUAAUUGCCUCAUCUUAGAUGUCUUGCAGCAAUAUGCUACCUAUUUUUCUCGUGGAAUCUAACCAAACAAAUUUCAUAAGAGAUGUUGUUGAACCCCCUUCCACUGUCAUGCCUGCCACACAAACUCUUUUGUUUCAUUGUUAAUAACACUGAUAAGCAUCACCAAUAUGCAAGGUAGUAUUGUAUUUUUUUCACUAAAAAAUAGUCUUUUGAGGUGCUCUCUCCAAGGAGAUAGAAUUCAUUAAUUGACAAUGCAUAUUUCAUAAUACGCAACUGCUUCAAACUUGCGGAACAAAGAUUCAGAGUCUAAUCUAAAAGUUUGUAACCAUCCUUUCUAAUUUUUCUUUCAGUGUACUAGCAUUAGCAAGAUCUCUUUCAUAAUAAGUAGGAAAAUGGUAUUGAUCUGAUCUAACAACAUGCAAGUCCCAUUUAAAUCUGUUCUUGAUCAUAAGAAAAAGAACUGGAAUAGUAUACAUCUUCAUUCACCAGCUCCGUUGGCCAAGCCAUGUAACAACAAAAAUUUCAAGCAUGGUGGAAAGACGAGGAAAGCACGUCGAAAACUUAAAAUUAUACAACUUGGCAAGAUGGAAGGCAGUUUGGUAUGUUGGUUACAAAUGUUGCUCUCAUAUUAUACUUGACGAGGAUUGCUGCAGUAAUUUGAAAGAAUUUUGUGAAUUACUAUUAAUUUUGCUGCAACAUGUAUGAUAUCAGCUCUCUUAUUCCUAAUGUUCUGUAACUAGGUGAAAGCUAGGGCACAAGAGAGGUUGGCGAACAAACUUUCAGCGACUAGAAGAAUAGUUGAAGAAAAGCGUGCAAGUGCGGAGGCCAAACUGAAUGAGAAAGUUGCGCGGACUUUUGUGAGAGCAGACUAUAUAAGGACUGGUCACUUGCCCUCCACUUUCUCCUUCAAGUUGCCUUCCCUUUGCUGGUAGCAACUCUGCAGGAAAUCACAUAUAACCUUUGCCAAUAACUUUAAUAACAUGUUAAUAUGUGGAUUCAUUAUGGAGCUUUUACAUAUGUACUGUUGCAAAAUGCAUUCAUAAAGUUACUUCAAUAAAUUCUGGACACCCAUAU
Carya illinoinensis is the source of this 2438-nucleotide messenger RNA. RefSeq lists its product as uncharacterized. The transcript has a single exon. NCBI's taxonomy places the organism in Eukaryota, Viridiplantae, Streptophyta, Magnoliopsida, Fagales, Juglandaceae. The coding region runs from base 249 to 884 and encodes 211 amino acids. The record is from RefSeq and is a predicted model, not a curated record.